GACAUCCCUUUCCCCACCCUUCCCCCUCUGGUAGUCAGCGCGCGAGCCGCCUCGCCGAAGCUCCGCCGCAGCGCGCGAGGUGGACACGGAAGCCACGCCCCCUCGCCUCUCCUUUCCUCCUCGGCCCCAUCCCCUCCGCCGCUGCCGCCAGCGCCGUCGCCGAUGGGCGCUAGUAGCGCGCUGACGUUCAGGGUAUGGUGAAGAAGGGAAAGGCAAGGGGAGGGGAGAAAAAGAGCUAAUCUCGUACACCGCGUUCUUUUCCCUCCCUUCUCCCGCCUCUUCCCGAGGUCCUGUGUCUCUGGCGCGCAGAGCCCCGCCCCUCUUCUUGGGGGCCACAGCCAAUGAAGCAGCGGCGCGAGCCACCCGGGCUGGGGGCGGGGCCUGCGCGUGGGGCCUGGCGCGCCUGCGCCCUGUCGCCCGCCCCUCGCCGCCAAGAGGAGGAGGAGGAGGAGGUGGAGGAGGUAGUGGUGGUGCUGGUAGUGGUGGUAGAGGAGGCGGCUCUGGGAAGAGAGGGAGAGAGCGUGAGUUAAGGAGCGCCGUCUUCGCGUCUCUGAGAGCAGGAGCAGAAGCCUCAUACCGAGGAAGACGCUGCCGCCGCCCCUCCCCUUCCCCGCCUCAGGGUCCCCCCCCUUCCCCUCCCCAUCAGGCCGCGCGGAGAGAGCGCCCGAAGCCCCAGGAGGAGGCGGCCGAGGCCCCCCGAGCCCCGAGCGCGCGGACCGAGCGAAGCCGCCCGCCCCGUGUGGUGUGUGAGGUGAAAGGCAGCCGCCCGCCCGCCCCCCCUCUCCCUUCUCUCCUCCCCGGAGCCGGUGAGCGCGGAGAGAGCACCACCAUGUCGGCGCCGGCGGCCAAAGUCAGUAAAAAGGAGCUCAACUCCAACCACGACGGAGCCGAUGAGACCUCAGAAAAGGAGCAACAGGAAGCAAUUGAACAUAUUGAUGAAGUACAGAAUGAAAUAGACAGACUGAAUGAGCAAGCCAGUGAGGAGAUUUUGAAAGUAGAACAGAAAUAUAACAAACUCCGCCAACCCUUCUUCCAGAAGAGGUCAGAAUUGAUCGCCAAAAUACCAAACUUCUGGGUAACAACAUUUGUUAACCACCCACAAGUAUCUGCACUGCUUGGGGAGGAGGAUGAAGAGGCACUGCAUUAUUUGACCAGAGUUGAAGUGACAGAGUUUGAAGAUAUUAAAUCAGGUUACAGAAUAGAUUUUUAUUUUGAUGAAAACCCUUACUUCGAAAAUAAAGUUCUCUCCAAAGAAUUUCAUCUUAAUGAAAGUGGAGAUCCGUCUUCAAAGUCAACUGAAAUCAAAUGGAAAUCUGGGAAGGACUUGACGAAACGUUCAAGUCAGACACAGAAUAAAGCUAGCCGGAAGAGGCAGCAUGAAGAACCAGAAAGCUUUUUCACUUGGUUCACUGACCAUUCUGAUGCAGGUGCAGAUGAAUUGGGAGAGGUUAUCAAAGACGACAUCUGGCCAAAUCCAUUACAGUACUACUUGGUUCCUGAUAUGGAUGAUGAAGAAGGGGAAGGAGAAGAAGAUGAUGAUGAUGAUGAAGAAGAAGAAGGCUUAGAGGACAUUGAUGAAGAAGGUGACGAAGGUGAAGAAGAUGAAGAUGAAGAUGAUGAUGAGGGAGAAGAAGGAGAGGAGGAUGAAGGAGAAGAUGACUAAUAGAACACUGAUGGAUUCCAAACCUUCUUUUACCUUUUUAAUUUUCUUCAGUCCCUGGGAGCAAGUUGCAGCCUUUUUAUUUUUAUUUUCUCUUGUGCGCAUUCGCCUUGUUCUCUUGAGGUCUCUUUCUCUCCUCUUUACACCAUGGUUCACAACUUUUUUUGGGGUGGGAGGGGGGAAUACCUUGAGCAGAAUACAGUGGGAAAAGAAUCUCUACCAGUUUCUGUUCCAAGUUCAUUUUUAUCCCUUCCUAUCUCAAAACAAACUGUUUAUGGAAUCAACACACACUGUGUUCUGUGGGAAAAAAGAAACCUUCUGCUCCCUUCACACUGCUGGAAGCUGAAGGGUGCUAGGCCCCUGUGUAGUAGUGCAUAGAAUUCUAGCUUUUUUCCUUCUUUCUCUGUAUAUUGGGCUCAGAGAUUACACUGUGUCUCUAUGUGAAUAUGGACAGUUAGCAUUUACCAACAUGUAUCUGUCUACUUUCUCUUGUUUAAAAAAAUGAAAAAACUUUAAAAAAAAAAACAAAAAAAAACCAUGGGGUAUAGCAGGUCAGCAAGGGUGGGUUUGAGAUGUUUGGGUGGGUUAAGUGGGCAUUUUGACAACAUGGCUUCUUCUCCUUUGGCAUGUUUAAUUGUGAUGUUUAACAGACAUCCUUGCAGUUUAAGAUGACAGUUUUAAAAUAAAAUUCUCUCCUAAUGAUGACUUUGAGCCCUGCCACUCAAUGGAGAAUCAGCAAACCUGUAGGAUCUUAUUUGGAAUUGACAUUCUCUAUUGUAAUUUUGUUCUUGUUUAUUUUUAAAUUUUCUUUUUGUUUCACUGGAAAGGAAGAUGCUCAGUUUUAAACGUUAAAAUGUACAAGUUGCUUUGUUACAAUAAAACUAAAUGUGUACACAAA
This is a messenger RNA of Monodelphis domestica (gray short-tailed opossum), 2558 nucleotides long. RefSeq names its product SET nuclear proto-oncogene (gene SET). The record is from RefSeq and is a predicted model, not a curated record. Gene Ontology annotation, cellular component: nucleus. Lineage: Eukaryota; Metazoa; Chordata; Mammalia; Didelphimorphia; Didelphidae. Gene Ontology annotation, biological process: nucleosome assembly.